UCGGUCGAUUUCUUCCCUGGUGGUGGUGGUGGGUGAAAGCAUGCCUCUGAUUGUUGAUUUACUAGACAGCAAGGAGUUGCUGGAGACUUGCAUUGAUGAAGCAACAGGCCUGCCUGUUGCUAGUUUGACAGCAGGAGUUCCAGAAGAGGCAGAUCUUAGCUUUGUUCCUCCUGGCACAAAUGAGACAGCUGCUGAAAAAACAGAUCCUACUGCAUUUGAAGACACGUUGAAACUGAAACAUCUGGAGACAGAACCCAGCCCGAUGUCAGCGCCCCGUUCUAACAUAAACGUCAAUAUUAAUAAACAGGAUGAGGUGGUGAAGUUGACAGAUAAGUGUCUUAAUAACGCAAUUGAGAGCCCAGUAACAACAUCACAGCGUCUUCCUGCAGACAUAAAGAGCAACAUCCUGAAGGCCCAGGCAGAGGCAGUGCCCAAGAUCACGAGAGAGGAUAGCAUGUCGGACAACAAGAACUCCAAUAUUCACGAUGCCACUGCCAGUAAUGCAUUAGAAGAGGAUAAUGCCAUCUCUGGCCCUGAAGAAUCACUGAUUCCAGCUAUUCUGGCUCCAGCAGAAGAGACUGCAGUUUUAAAGAGCCAUCCAGAUGACCUUGAUGUUUUGUUAACAUCACUGACGGAGAAUCUAAUUGACUUUACAGAAACCAUGCCUCGGGUGUCUUCGCCGCCCACAAUUACACCCAGGUGGAUCGUGCCAAGUGGGCUGGUUUCCAAUGGGCCUUUGGGGAAUGAUGUCGUUUUAGCUCUAAAGGCAGUGAAAGGCAGCACUGAAGCAUUGUCACUCCCCGCUGGAUCUCCAUCAUCACAGCAGCCAGCUGAAAUUCUUGCAAGGGCAUGUCUACACUUACCGGGGAUCGAUGCUGCUGCAAUCGAUACACUGGGGGUUGAUUUAGCAGGUCUAGUGAAUACCCACUAAAUCGACCACAGAUCACUCUCCUGUCAACUCCGGUACUCCACCGGAAGGAGAAGCAUAAGGUAAGUUGACAGAAAAGCAUCUCAUGUCGACACAACGCAGUGUAGACACCACCGUAAGUUGACCUAAGCUACAUCGACUCCAGCUACAUUAUUCAUGUGGCUGGAGUUGCGUAACUUAGGUCCACUUACCCCCGUAGCAUAGACAAGGCCUUAGUGCCAGCCUUUCCAUGUGUUUCUCAGAGUGCAAAAUACGUUACUAUUUUCUUCCCGUAAUAGACAAAAACUUGUGACUUUUCUUUACAUUGGACAUAAUUUAGAAAAAAAAUCCCCUCAUAUCUAAGCCUGCUAUUUCACUGCUAAAGAACUUUUUAAAGAUCAACUUAUAAAACUCUAAAAGUAAAGAGUCUAAUGAAAAUGCUGAAAACCUUGAGUACAGAAAUGUUGCUACAAAAUGUUUCCCGCUGGAAAGGAAAAUUGAUUGUUUGACAGUUUAACAGCCGAAUUUUUUAGGACAAAAUUCUGUCUGUGGUUUUGCAUGUAAAACUCGCAGUGAAGCCAAAGGGAAAUGUGAGCGUGUGUACGUACACGUACAUCAGAGGACACAACUGGGCCCUUGCUAUUUAUUACCCUCUGUGGAA
Molecule: messenger RNA, 1568 nt
Organism: Chelonia mydas (Green sea turtle)
Lineage: Eukaryota; Metazoa; Chordata; Testudines; Cheloniidae
Product: band 4.1-like protein 5
Exons: 10
Coding region: 41-931 (296 amino acids)
Source: RefSeq, a predicted model, not a curated record